Messenger RNA from Anopheles cruzii, 3951 nucleotides. It is a transcript of the gene Edem2, whose product is annotated as ER degradation-enhancing alpha-mannosidase-like protein 3. The coding region runs from base 3 to 2324 and encodes 773 amino acids. Gene Ontology annotation, cellular component: endoplasmic reticulum; membrane. NCBI's taxonomy places the organism in Eukaryota, Metazoa, Arthropoda, Insecta, Diptera, Culicidae. The transcript has 12 exons. The record is from RefSeq and is a predicted model, not a curated record. Gene Ontology annotation, biological process: endoplasmic reticulum mannose trimming; carbohydrate metabolic process; mannose trimming involved in glycoprotein ERAD pathway. Gene Ontology annotation, molecular function: mannosyl-oligosaccharide 1,2-alpha-mannosidase activity; calcium ion binding.
UGAUGGUCAUGCUUCCGGUGACAAUGGGCACCGAGGAGACACCGACCGUUCCCACACACAACAUGUCGAACAAGGAACGCAACGAGCUAAAGGAGGAGGCCAGGGAAAUGUUCUAUCAUGCGUACCGGGCGUACAUGGAUAACGCGUAUCCGGCGGACGAAUUGAUGCCCCUGAGCUGCACCGGCCGAUACCGAGGUGUGACACCAUCCCGCGGGGAUCUGGACGAUACGCUUGGGAAUUUCUCUAUGACGCUCGUGGACACGCUCGACACCCUGGUGGUACUUGGCGAUUUGGAAGAGUUCGAAAGCGCCGUCAAGUUGGUGAUAAAAGAUGUAAAAUUCGACAACGACAUUAUCGUCUCGGUGUUCGAGACCAACAUUCGCAUGAUCGGUGGUUUGCUCUCUGCUCACAUUUUGGCCGAGUACGUGCAGAAACAGGCAGAUGUGAUGAGCUGGUAUCGGGGUGAGAUGCUAGAGAUGGCCAAAGAUCUUGGCUAUCGGUUACUGCCCGCUUUUAACACAUCUACUGGCAUUCCCCAUGCACGGGUCAACCUAAAGCACGGUAUGAAGGUGGAAGCAUUGCGUCACUCGCGCGAAACAUGCACCGCAUGCGCGGGAACCAUCCUACUCGAAUUCGCCGCCCUUUCUCGACUGAGUGGCGAACCCAUCUUUGAGCUUAAAGCACAUGCUGCCAUGGACGCACUGUGGAAGAUGCGUCACCGGAGCUCGGAACUGAUGGGAACGGUUCUGAACGUGCAUUCCGGAGACUGGAUACGGCGUGAGUCCGGCGUGGGAGCAGGUAUCGAUUCGUACUACGAGUACUGCCUCAAAUCGUACAUUCUUCUUGGCGAUGAGCGUUAUUUGGCGCGCUUCAACCGGCACUACAAUGCGAUUAUGAAAUACAUUAGCCAAGGCCCAAUGCUGCUCGACGUUCAGAUGCAUCGACCACACACAAAGACGCGCAACUUUAUGGAUGCACUGUUGGCUUUCUGGCCCGGCCUUCAAGUGCUGUCGGGUGAUCUGAAACCUGCCGUACAAACGCACGAGAUGCUGUAUCAAGUCAUGCAGAUGCAUACCUUCAUUCCGGAGGCAUUCACGUUCGACUUUCAGGUGCACUGGGGACAGCAUCACCUACGGCCAGAGUUCAUAGAGUCAACGUACUUUCUGUACCGCGCAACAGGCGACCAUUACUAUUUGCAUGCAGGGAAGAAAGCUCUGAAAGCCUUACAGCAACACGCCCGAGUACCGUGCGGAUACGCAGCGGUGAAUGAUGUCCGUACCGGCAAACACGAGGACCGCAUGGAUUCAUACGUUCUUUCCGAAACGUUCAAGUAUCUGUUUUUGCUGUUCUCCGAUCCGGCGGAUCUCAUUCUGAACAUUGAGGACUUUAUCUUCACCACCGAAGCCCAUCUGCUGCCACUGACGCUGGGCGUAUUGGGGAAUCACACUUUAGGUAAAGACCAGGAAGAUCAGGUCCACAUGCUGGACUAUAUGCGAUCGUGCCCGAGUCCAAACAAGUUAUUUCCUGAAACGGUCCGGCGUCCACUACGUGACCUUGUUACGGGAGUCUGUCCGCGCAUAUCGAGUGCCAAGCGCCUCCGAGCGUCUGACUUUCAGGCAAGCAAUGCAGAUCAUCUACGAACAGUUUACGACAUGGGCAUUACGAUGGUUUCGCUAGGCGAGGGCAAGGUGCAGCUGCUACACAGUUUCUACAACGCCAAAUCACCAGAGGACGCAGAACGGGGGCUAGUCUUUAUGCAGGAAAUGGUAGAACUGUCAAAGUCGAAUGCCAUUCCCAACACUCAGCUGCAAGCAGUGGCUUUCCGGAGGGACGACGAUCCGGAGAUGCACGUUCUGGAGGCCGGCCCCAGCCACUUCGGGAUGGAGCUGACGAACGAUAUGUCCGUCGUGCAGCAAGCCGUUUACGCGAAGCCCAUAAAACUGUGCUCAGCCCUCAAAAACGCCGAUGAAAUUCGUGGUAAAAUCGUCAUCGUCGAACGAGGAGAGUGCACGUUUGUGGACAAAGCAAGAAAAGCACAAACCGCGGGUGCGGUUGCGGCAAUAGUGUUCGAUAAUACGCCAAACACUUCGAUUAACAAUCAGCAAAUGUUCGCCAUGUCCGGGGACGGACGGGACGACGUUCAGAUACCGGUUGUGUUUCUCUUCACGAAAGAAGCGGAACAGCUCAUGACAACCAUCAAGCAGCAGCCAACCACGGAGCUUACACUAAUGUCCGUCUCCGGCCUGAAGGAAAAGCUGGACCGAGAGCGCGCAGACACAACGAAGACUGACACAAAUAGCAAAUCAAAAACGACAACGCCAUAGUACGAGCUCGAACGGAAUGGCGGUGGGAUUGAAAAACUGGCGGGCAGAACGGUAGUUGACGUGGAUUCUGUGGCAGGGAAUGGCAUUUAGUGUCGUAGUCACAUUUAUUGGGCUCUCGCCAAUAAUUUGCCAAAGGUCUCGCAAGCAUCAACCUGCCCUGUAGUCAAACCAUAAAUCUAGCGACGGGUUCCACGAAUGUUAGAUAGUAAUGAAUUUUAGGGAAAAAGCAAAUAUGCAAAAAUGUCCAACAAUCCUCGCCGGUGGAAUGUGACUUCCAUUCCAAAGUCUAGCCGGACGGAUGGAGAGGAAUCAUAGGAGAAGAGUAGAAAAAUUGUUCCCCCCAUGAGGAUACUGUGAAUACGAAAAUGGGGAGGUUAGUCUCAAGGGAUCUGAGCGCAUGAAGGUAUCGUUCUUCCCUCUUCAGAUUAGCAAAGUGAUACUCGCGUGUUACGAAAGGACCUGUAUUACGUUACACGGAAUGAAGCGCGCGUUGUGCUCGGAAAGGCGUUGGGUGAUUGACUAUUUUGCUACAGUAUGUGUAAAACUCUAUCAUUGAGUCCCUUUUUUCUGCUAACAUUUCAAUACACAUAUCACCAAUCGGUUUUGCUGAGUGCUGGAUUGUGAGUGGCUUUUGGUUUGAACACUACUGUGUGCCUCAAGUUGACAAACGUGUGUUUGGCUGUGUCCUUUAGCACGGUUGUCGAUAAAAAUGAUAAACAACCAUCUUCCAUUGCCACACUACCGACGACUAGUGCGUAGUCGAUGUCAAACAACUGCCGUACUGAGCCAUCUUUCCGACCAUACACCCUUUCGAGGGGGUCACUAUUUGUUAGCCUGUUUCGGUUGGUCCGUUAAACGAUGCUGCACAAUCAUUCCUUCCUAUUGUUUGCUGGAUUAUAGGAAUAGUUGGUACGGCUGGAAAGGAAUGAAUGGGAAAGUUCAUCAUGUUUGUUUCAGGUCUGUUACGACAAGUAGUUUCGAAAGGAAGUGAUCCAUUACUUCCAUUACUGAUUACCUCGUAAGAUUAAACCGCAAGUUUCGUUCAGUGUCUCAGUGCAGUGAAGAAUAACUUAUCGUUUUUUAUUGGUUAAAAAUUUACGCAAAUUAAUACGUUCCAAGAAAAACAAGAAAAGGCAACGUCAAAAGAUAAUUCGCAAAAAACCGGGUCAAAGCCGUACACCAUGCAUUUCAAAAAGAUAAAAGAUUUCGAUAAAUACGAAUCCUAUAAGAAGCAUUAAAAUAUUAGGAAACAAACAUAAAACACUAUGAUCAACAGCAGCAUGGUAUAGCAAACGUUGUAAAUAAUUCUUUUGUACGAAAACAUUAGCAAAGUGAAGCAAGUGAAACAUUCUAGCAAUUAAGUAUUGCAUAAACGCCAGGCGAAUCUUAGGUUUAAGUAGAUUAAAUUCAUUAAGCAAAUGUUGCAAUAUCUGGUGCGGCGAUAAUGGCGUGAUAUGGCAAGUGGCCGCGUGCGGCUGCAGCGAAAGUCAAACGUUUCUCACAACGGCCCGGCGACCCUCCUUGCCAACAAAGGUGCCGCAACAGCGGCAAGUAAUGUGUGGGUAGUUGUAGAAUAAUUUAGCUACCGUUUUUUUCUUUGAUAAUACAAUUGUGUUUCGGUUUUUCC